GCUGACAAUACUCAAAUCAAGAUGGAAGGGUCGUGCUAUUACUUCUUAGGAAACGAGUUAGACUUCGACUCAUCCGCAGCAGCCUGUGAGGAACUAGGAAUGCACCUAGUUUACAUCGGAUCGGCAGACGAGCAGAAAUUUCUGAAGGAGAACCUACCCCUUGAAAACCAGGAUUAUUGGAUCGGAAUGGCCCCAGUCACCUGGUUGGAUGGCUCGGGGCUGACUUACUCCAACUUUGCCAAUCAUACGAACACUUUCAAGCGUAACGGAAUGUGUUUCAAUCUAGCUCCAGGAAAGUCUUAUCAAUGGUUGGAUGAUGACUGUUCCGAUGGCCAUAGUCACAGGUACAUCUGUGAGAAAGAAGAAAUUCAGUCAACCUCUACUCAGCAAUCAACACCAAUAACCACCACCAUGUGCACCCCUGCAAGUACUGCCCUAACCAAUACUACAACUCACCAAACAAUGUCAUCAAGAGUGUCAAGUUCCACCACCGGGUCGACCACGAGUAGUUCAAUGCAAUUUAUAGAAACCAGUGAGGCGGGGCAAGGGUCAACUCAUUCCUUUCUUUCAACUGAUGCAAUUCCGGAAACAGCGGCGACAUUCACAACAGAGACAGCAGCAACGGCUACCUGUCAAUCUCUGGUCAGAGGUCGUGAUGGUGACCGCAAGGGCUACAAAACAUUCCAACCACUUGCCCGGAACGUUGCCCUAACCGUUGGCUAUGUUCUGUCAUCGUACACGGGUUCAUCCCUUAUCGAAUGCAGCCAGUUCUGCCUUGCUGAUCAACGUUGCUCCUGUUAUACUUUCGUCGCCGAAGAGGGCGUUUGUCAGCUUGGUCAGGAUUGCCCGAAGUUGUCGAUACAUGCUUGGAAAAAACAGCAAGGAGCCAUCGCCUAUUCAGAACUCAAAGAAGGCCGCGGAUGUUUCUAGGUCAGUGGGUCUUGUGGCCAGUCAAACUGCACUUUUGAACAGGAAACGGAAUGAUACAUGAGCCCAUAUUUUGGCGGCUCUGUGAACUUUACGGAAAAUGCCCCCCCCCC
Lytechinus variegatus (green sea urchin) is the source of this 1040-nucleotide messenger RNA. RefSeq lists its product as uncharacterized. The coding region runs from base 22 to 930 and encodes 302 amino acids. Gene Ontology annotation, molecular function: carbohydrate binding. Gene Ontology annotation, biological process: biological process involved in interspecies interaction between organisms. Gene Ontology annotation, cellular component: external side of plasma membrane. NCBI's taxonomy places the organism in Eukaryota, Metazoa, Echinodermata, Echinoidea, Temnopleuroida, Toxopneustidae. The record is from RefSeq and is a predicted model, not a curated record. The transcript is spliced from 3 exons.